AUGGGCUGUGAUCCUCCAUAUGAGGUUCCAAAGUGUGAUAAAUUUUGCAGCAUAAAAGGCAUACCACAAUUAGAGGAGCUCGAAAAGGCAUUGGCUAAGAAAGGCCUGAAGGAUCCGUGGAUAAGGAAUGAGAUAUGGAGAUAUCAACCCGCCUUCGGUACUAAAAUGCAAAAAGUCUGGAAUUUGUUUUUCCGAGGCCUUCCGCUAGGAUUAGCACUGACUAUAGCCACAGUGGCUCUUGAGAAGACUCUCGGUGGUGAUGGACAUGGAGGACACGGAGAGCAUAAGAAAGAACAUUAG
Messenger RNA from Pieris macdunnoughi, 300 nucleotides. The record is from the annotation of a GenBank genome assembly. Lineage: Eukaryota; Metazoa; Arthropoda; Insecta; Lepidoptera; Pieridae.